Drepanopeziza brunnea f. sp. 'multigermtubi' MB_m1 is the source of this 1095-nucleotide messenger RNA. RefSeq lists its product as uncharacterized. The record is from RefSeq and is a predicted model, not a curated record. Gene Ontology annotation, biological process: mRNA processing. Lineage: Eukaryota; Fungi; Ascomycota; Leotiomycetes; Helotiales; Drepanopezizaceae. Gene Ontology annotation, cellular component: THO complex part of transcription export complex.
AUGGAUUCCUUUCAAGUCCUCGACUCCCGCGAGGAAGACGAGCUUCACAAAUCGCGUCUGCUCAAUGUCGAAGAAAAGCCCUUUAAACGCAUCACCAAACGCCUCCUCGCGCCCGGCUCCCUCAUCGUCACGCCCAGCAAGCCGCUCACUCCUCCCCCGGAGAGCGGCUCAGAAAACAACGCGCAGGAAGCCUUCCGCCAGCACGACCUCGAUCUGCGGCGCCAGUUCCGCGAGGACGUCGAGUUCGACUUUGCGGCGUUUAAUUACAGCAUCUCGCGCAUCCAGUUCCUGCUCAACAGCAACGAGCGUGAGCGCGAGAGAUACAAAGCCGACAAGCAGCGCAUCUUGGACACGGCUCAGGCGGUGAGAGAAAACACUGUGCAAUUACGGGUACAGCUUGAAGAGGCCAAGGCCAGCUUAGAGCAGCGAAAGCAAUUUGAUAAGCAUGCGGAGAAGAUCACCAAUAACAUGCUAUUGAAGCCAAGAGAUGUGCAGGCGGACAACCUGGCGAAGCUGGAGGCGGGGUGUGAGGAGGAGAGAAGGGAGAGCGAGCAAUACGGUGUUAUCUGGAGAGAGCGGCGCGCGCAAUUUGAGAAGAUUAUCAAGGAGGGGAAAUCGUUGAGGGCGCUGAUCAGGGACGAAGCCGAUGAGGUUGAGAGGAAGGAUGGGCUAAAGGAGACUGAAGGGGACGAGGGCGCUGACGAUGGAGCUUCUCGGGGGGCUGUCACGCCGAAGCAUAGUGAGAAUGCUACGCCAAGUGUUGACGAGCUGGGGCAGAGCAGUGAGGCAGGCCUGAAGCCGAAAUCGAUGACUUCGGGGAGCCUGUCGAGACCAGGAAGCAGGACGACUAGUCGGGCUCAAUCGCCUACUGGGUCCGAACGCCGUGUAGAAGCUGGGGAUGGCGAAGAUGCGAAUAUGACGGAUUCAGGCUCCAAGGUGGAUGCUGCCGAUGUUGCUGAUACGCCCAUGACGGAGGCUGUAGAGUCACAGACGCAGGUCGAGACUCCACAAGUUACCAUUGAAGAGCCUGCCGAGGAUAUGGUAGAAGCUAUAGAGGAAGGAGAGGCAGCUGAAGACAAAAUGGACACCACAUAG